AUGCCUUUACAGGAUAGUACAAAUACACAGACGCGAAACCCUGGAAGGGAUGUGAAAGACGUUCUUGAAAGGCGUUCCCGUGAUCGCGGCGAAGGGCUCUCUACCUUGACCCCUAGGGUAAACGAUAGCUCCGCUCUCGACAGAGUUUUGAGAGAGUCUGCGAGACAAAGUCCAGAGCGCCAGCUCUUGCGCAGAAGACUUGAUGGAUUAGGAUUACGCGAAAACGAAGUCGAUGGCGACGGGAAUUGUCAAUUUAGAGCAAUAGCUGACCAAUUGUAUGGUUCGCCUGACCGUUACGCAGAAGUUAGAGCGGAUAUUGUAGAACAUUUACGCUCAAACUCGGCGAGAUAUUCUGCAUUUGUGCCUGAAUCCUACGACGCAUACAUUGAGGAUAUGGGCCUCGAUGGAAAUUGGGGAGACCACUUGACUUUAAUAGCAGCUUCAAAUGUAUAUGGUCUUGAGAUUCGAGUUUAUACUUCUUAUGAUAGAAAUUGGGAACGAGUAAUUCGACCUACUGAUGAUGGUAAUAUUCGUAGAGUAAUACAAUUGAGUUUCUACGCAGAGCUACAUUAUAACUCGGUCCACCCUAUAACUAAUGAAGAUUUUUUCCCAGAGGAAGAGGAAGCGGAAGAUUUUGAAUACACCGUAUGUGAUUGUGGCGACGAAUUCGAGUCAGAGAGAGCAUUCAAACGGCACGAGAGAGAUUGCUAUUAUUGUUCGAGAGAUUAUCGUGCCAAGGAACAAGUGUUGGAGGCGAGGUUGAAAGCGGAAGAGGAGAUGAUGGACCGUAUUUUUGGCACGCGGAGCUGUUCCAAAUGUCCGAAAUCAGCUGGACCUGAGCAUUGCCAAUAUUGUUCUCCAGAGAAUUUUUGUUGUGUUCCUGAGCAUGGAAAUUCAUCAAGUGUUAUGACAGAAAAAGUUAUGUGUCCUAAAUGUUCUCCUAAUAAUUUUUGUAGAGACCCAAAACACAGGAACUCAGAAGAUAAUCCAGCUCAUAAAAGUUCGUGUAGAACAUGUUCUCACGGUUAUUUCAACAAUGUAUCAAACGAACAAGUGACUGGAAGAGAAGGUGGACGUAGAGGUAAUCAACCUAUGCACACUCGACUUGACAUAAUCGGCAAACAAGAAGAACAAAUAAUGGCGCCGCGACACAAAAAGGACACUGAUUUGGUCACCAUUUACAUUCUUAAAUGUAAAGAAAAGAAAUGGUACGUCGGGAAAACGAGUAAAUACGGCGCGACAAAGCGCAUCGUACAGCAUUUUGCAAAUAUUGGUGGGUCGAACUGGACUAGGAGAUAUAAACCGAUAAAAGUGGAUGAUGUGAAAAAAAAUCAAACCUCUCGAGACGAGGACAAAUGGACGAAAGUAUAUAUGGACAGGUAUGGAGUGGAAAACGUGCGUGGCGGUGCGUACUGUAAACUAGAAUUGAAUGAAGAUCAAAAACGCGCGUUAGAUAUUGAGAGCGCUGGGUCGAACGAUUUAUGUUAUCAUUGUAAGAAGAAAGGGCAUUUUAUGGCGCAAUGUAAGGAAAAGUACGAAGAAGAAGAGGAGGAAGAAGAGUACGAGUACUUUUGCGAAAUGUGCGAGGAGUGCGGCGAGGAGUUCGACGAAGUAGAAAAGUUCAAGCGGCAUCAACGCACGUGUAAUCCGGCGGUAAAUUUUAACCCCUUAGUUUCGACGAUGAAUUACGAGCCCCCGGAAACUCGACUUCACAUAAUCGGCCAACGCCUGUGCGAGCAGUGCGGCAUCACGGAUAUUUCGAAUAAACCGGAUAGUCACACACGGUGCUACAAAUGUCAUUCAGGUGAAAAUGAUUACAUGCUACAAGGAGGAGGAAGGAGAACGAUGCACAAUUCUUCUCGACAUAAUUCGUACGGAGAAGGAAGAGGAAGAGGAAGAGGAGGAAGAAGAGUUCCGUAUACCCGCUUGUGCCGAGACUGUCGCACAGAUAUUUCUGACCGGGAUGAAAGUCAUCAACAGUGCAAGGACUGCUGGAGCCGCGACAGAAGCAGUAGAGGCGGCAGGGAAGGGCAAAGGAGAGGACCAUAUCGACGGCGGUGA
This is a messenger RNA of Bathycoccus prasinos, 2061 nucleotides long. RefSeq lists its product with no specific name. The coding region runs from base 1 to 2061 and encodes 686 amino acids. Lineage: Eukaryota; Viridiplantae; Chlorophyta; Mamiellophyceae; Mamiellales; Bathycoccaceae. The record is from RefSeq and is a predicted model, not a curated record. Gene Ontology annotation, molecular function: zinc ion binding; nucleic acid binding; cysteine-type deubiquitinase activity. The transcript has a single exon. Gene Ontology annotation, biological process: protein deubiquitination.